Drosophila novamexicana is the source of this 2031-nucleotide messenger RNA. RefSeq names its product probable cytochrome P450 6a14. The record is from RefSeq and is a predicted model, not a curated record. Gene Ontology annotation, molecular function: heme binding; iron ion binding; monooxygenase activity. The coding region runs from base 19 to 1551 and encodes 510 amino acids. The transcript has 2 exons. Lineage: Eukaryota; Metazoa; Arthropoda; Insecta; Diptera; Drosophilidae.
CUCUAUACGAUUUCCGUCAUGGUGCUGCUUACGCUCGCCCUGCUGGGCGUGACACUGGCGAUAUUUUACAACUUCUACCUGAAUGUGUAUAACUACUGGGAUCGUCGGGGCGUACCCUACGAGCGGCCCCUGCCAAUAUUGGGCAACAUGAGAGGUAUCGGAACAAGGUUGCAUUUCCGCGACGUCAAUCAGAGACUAUACGAUCGCUUUAAGGGCAAGACACCGAUCAUCGGCAUGUUCAUGUUCUUCAAGAGAGUCGCUAUGAUUGUCGACCUGGAUCUGAUCAAACAGGUGCUGAUCAAGGACUUCAACACCUUUCAGGAUCGUGGCGUUUUCAGCAAUGUGCGCGAUGAGCCGCUAACGGGACACCUAUUCACGCUAGAGGGCGAUGAAUGGCGUUCCAUGAGACACAAAUUGACGCCCGUCUUUACCUCCGGCAAAAUGAAGCACAUGUUCGGCGUAGUCGUCGAGGUGGGUCAUCAGCUGGCCGACACCAUGGAUAAAGCCGUAACUGCUGCUCGCGCCGACGGUGGCGAUGUUGAGAUCAAAGAGUUUUGUGCUCGCUUCACCACAGACGUCAUUGGCACUUGCGCCUUUGGCCUCGAGUGUAGCAGCCUGGCCGAUCCGCAUGCCGAAUUCCGUGCCAAGGGUCGCAUGCUAUUCGAAAAGCCCCGUCACCACCAGCUGGUGCAGGCCUUCAUAUUCACCAACUCAAAACUAUCAAGGAAACUGCACAUGAAGGUGUUUCCCGAUGAUCUAUCCAAUUUCUUCAUGGAGGCUGUGCGGACGACAGUCGAUCAUCGACUCAAGCACGGCAUAAAGCGCAAUGAUUUCCUCGAUCAGCUGAUUGAGCUACGCGCUGAGAACGAGGAGGCGGCACGUCGUGGGAAUGGCAUCGAUCUCUCUCAAGGCCUCACCAUUGAGCAAAUGGCCGCCCAGGCUUUUGUUUUCUUCAUAGCCGGCUUUGAGACCUCCUCCAGCACAAUGGCUUUCUGUCUAUACGAACUGGCACUGCAGCCGGAUGUGCAGCAGCGCCUCAGGGAGGAGAUCGAAACGGUGAUCAAGGAGACGGCAGAUGGAGAGCUCACCUACGAUGCCAUUGGGCAGAUGACCUAUUUGGAGCAGGUGCUGGCAGAGACUCUGCGUAAGCAUCCGAUUCUGCCCCAUUUAAUGCGACAAACGAACCAGGAUUACAAAGUGCCUGGCACAGACUUGGUCAUUGAGCAGGACACAUCUGUUAUAAUUCCUGUACAUAGCAUACACCACGACCCAGAUAUUUACCCCGACCCCGAGCGUUUUGAUCCAUCUCGCUUCGAGCCUGAUGCCAUUAAGGCGCGACACCAAUUUGCAUAUCUACCAUUUGGAGAUGGACCCCGCAACUGCAUCGGUGAGCGCUUCGGCAAAAUGCAGGCCAAGAUUGGCCUCAUUUCCCUUCUGCGCCGCUUUAAAUUUGGUGUAUCUAAUCGCACAGAGGUUCCGCUGAUUCUUAAUAACCGGAACUUUCCAUUAGCCACCAAAUAUGGCAUUCAUCUUAAAGUAGAACGUGCUUGAGAAAUCAAUUAUGGUGUAUAUACUGUACAGUAAAACUAAAUUGUAAUAACUUCUGUGCCGAUGGAAAGACUUCAUAUAUUUGUGUUAUUGUAGCCUACAAAUUAGCCGAGCUAUAUAUUACUAACUUUGUUGUUGAGAAUGCAAAAAAUAUAUUAAGUAAUCUAAAUGAUUAGAAAGAAUAAAUUACAAAGUACCUUUGGGGAGCCAUAGAUUUAACACACAACAUAAAAGGUUGUAAGGGCAACUGAAUGUAGAGAUAACAGAUAAGGGUAGGUAAGUGAUAUUUCUUAGUGAAAAGCCAUAUUGACUAAUACUUUGUAAAUUGUAUAAUAACCAAAAAUCCAACCCAACAGACUAAAAUUUAAUAAAAAAAUCCCCUGCAUGAGAGAGAGCAGCCCUAAUCUCCUUCAUUGUUAAUGUUAUUCAUCAUCCCACCUGAUUCCCACUCAAUUUAAACUCAAGACCAUUCCUUAAUCUGAA